This is a messenger RNA of Striga hermonthica, 702 nucleotides long. The record is from the annotation of a GenBank genome assembly. NCBI's taxonomy places the organism in Eukaryota, Viridiplantae, Streptophyta, Magnoliopsida, Lamiales, Orobanchaceae.
AUGGAGCACAACCACCUGACCAUAAAGACGUUUGUGACCAUCACGGCUGAGCGGGAUGCCGCGAUCCGCGAGCGCAACAUGGCCCUGGAGGAGCGCAAGCGCGCGUUUGCGGAGCGUGAUAUGGCCCUCCACCAGCGGGAUGCCGCCAUCGCCGAGCGCAACGUGGCCAUUCAGGAGCGGGACGAAGCCAUCCGCUUGCACCACAGCAGCACAGAAGCAGCAGCGGCUGCUGUAGACGAGAGCCCUAAGCCACAGCACAGGAGAGGGAAGCGGGCGAAGAGGGCUGCUGGCAAGAGGAGCAACUCUGCUUCGGUUUGUAAUUGGGAUGAGGAAGAAGAGCAGGGUUUCGGGAGUGAAGGGGGUGAGUCUUGGAAGGACAACUUGGGGCUGAAUCAAAUAAACUUCGACGAGUCGGCCAUGCCUGUGCCAGUGUGCACGUGCACGGGGUCUCCGCAGCCGUGCUACAGGUGGGGAAACGGCGGGUGGCAGUCGGCAUGCUGCACCACGGCAAUCUCAAUGUACCCGCUGCCCCAGGUAGCGAACAAGCGCUACUCAAGGGUCGGGGGAAGGAAGAUGAGUGGGGGUGCCUUUGGGAAGCUGCUCAAUCGACUGGCGGCAGAGGGUUACGACUUCUCGGCACCCCUUGACCUCAAGGACCACUGGGCCAAGCAUGGCACCAACCGCUACAGCACGCUCAAGUAG